Messenger RNA from Pistacia vera, 1213 nucleotides. RefSeq names its product probable 2-oxoglutarate-dependent dioxygenase AOP1. Lineage: Eukaryota; Viridiplantae; Streptophyta; Magnoliopsida; Sapindales; Anacardiaceae. Bases 150 to 1103 code for a protein of 317 amino acids. The transcript has 3 exons. The record is from RefSeq and is a predicted model, not a curated record. Gene Ontology annotation, molecular function: dioxygenase activity.
AAGAACUUUGAAUUAAUCGAUGCAUACCGUCUUAUAUUUUGCAACAUAUCGUGUGACGAAAGUGCAUGCAUGAGUGGAACCUUAAUUAUAUUAUAAAUACAUCAGCAAUUGUAAUGUAACCCUCAUCGGUUAACUGAAUCGUUGAAAAUAUGGCGUCUUUUUCAGUUUCCAGGCUUCCUGUUGUGAACUUCUCCAGGGAAAAUUUGAAGCCUGGAACGAGUGCUUGGUUAUCCGCAUGCAGCAAUAUCAGGCAAGCGCUUGAGCAGUAUGGCUGCUUUGUUGCAGAGUAUGAUAAAGUUUCUUUACAACUUCACAAUGCAGUAUUUUCUGCAGCAGAAGAGUUGUUUGAUUUGCCGAAAGAAAUCAAAAGAAAAAACACUUCUGAAAAACCAUAUUUUGCCUAUGUUGGAGACCAACCCUUUGUCCCUUCUCUCUAUGAAGGUCUGGGCAUCGACUAUGCAAACACCCUGGAAGGAACUCAAAGUUUCACCAAUCUCAUGUGGCCUCAAGGAAAUGACAAAUUCUGUGAACCUAUUCUCUCCUACUCGAAACUGGUAUCGGAAUUGGAGCAAAUAGUGAAGAGAAUGGUGUUUGAGAGCUAUGGUGUGGAGAAGUACUACGAUUCUUUCAAUGAAUCGAGCACUUAUCUUCUUAGACUGAUGAAAUAUAGAUUACCUGAGACGAAUGAACCGAAUCUCGGUUGCGAUGUUCAUACAGACAAGAGCUUUAUCACCAUACUUCACCAGAAUGAAGUAAACGGUUUAGAGAUAAAAACACAGGAUGGUGAUUGGAUUGAUUUUGAUCCCACACCUUCAUCCUUCAUAGUCAUGGCUGGCGAUGCACUCUUAGCAUGGAGCAAUGGAAGGAUUCAUUCUGCAGUACAUAGAGUGGUGAUGAAUGGCAAGAAGCCAAGAUAUUCAGUUGGGUUAUUUACAUACAACGAGGGAAUAAUUAAUAUUCCUGAAGAGCUAGCUGAUGACCAACAUCCCUUACAAUUUAAGCCAUUUGAUCACUUCGGAUUGCUUCGUUUCUUCGUUACAGCUGAAGGUUCCACGGCUGAGUGCACUGUAAAAGCCUAUUGUGGUGUUUUAAAUGUCUGUUAAUUUAUUUACUAUGUUAAUUAUUUAUGUAUUUUCCUUAAUUUUAAUUGUUAUCUAAAUCUCUUCCGAUGUUGAUGCCGUAUUUUCUUCUUUUAACAGUAAUGGAAUCCAUA